Pungitius pungitius (ninespine stickleback) is the source of this 4795-nucleotide messenger RNA. Its product is annotated as plasma membrane calcium-transporting ATPase 1-like. Gene Ontology annotation, cellular component: plasma membrane; intracellular membrane-bounded organelle. The coding region runs from base 727 to 4386 and encodes 1219 amino acids. Gene Ontology annotation, biological process: calcium ion transmembrane transport; regulation of cytosolic calcium ion concentration. The record is from RefSeq and is a predicted model, not a curated record. NCBI's taxonomy places the organism in Eukaryota, Metazoa, Chordata, Actinopteri, Perciformes, Gasterosteidae. Gene Ontology annotation, molecular function: ATP binding; P-type calcium transporter activity; ATP hydrolysis activity. The transcript has 20 exons.
UGCAGUAACAGCGCUGAGAAGAGGAUGGAUAUUAAUUAGCGGGUUGAAAGGCUGUGUCCUGGAGGUUGCUUCCCUUUGGUGGUACACUCUUACCUGGCCACCCGUUGCACCUUUUCUUUCAAGACUGUGAAGAUUACGAAUCCGGUCUGUUACUGUUUAGACUGUUUAGUGUAUGUGUGUGAGUGCGUGUUGACCUUGUGGAUGUGCCGACUUGGGGUGUGACCUGCCAUUGUGUGUGGAGCCGCUCUGUGACUCGUGUCAGACCUGUUGUGUUCUGCUCAGCAGGAGGAGCUGCUGCAGCAGCAGCAGUCUCUCUGGCGCUCACCGAACCCACAGAUUGUCUAAUUAGAUUAGGCAAGGCUUUCCUCAGAUAAUCAUUUAGCCAGCUCCUGUUUCUUACUCCGAUGGAGUGCUGCUCGUGGCUGUGAGCUUUCUGAAGGUCAACGGGAAUUUCUUAGAAGAAACGGCUGGUUUGGGGAGUAAAUUUGGGUCUUGGAGCAAGUCUGCAGACUGCCGGCCGAGGAGCCGUGGCCGGGUUAUGGGUUGUUGCUGGAGCUGUGAGUGUGACGCUGCUGAGAGUAAUCGGACUGCCGUUAAUACCUUCUGCUGCUAACAGGAGGCGAUGGGGGAAGUUUCUUCACAGAGUCCCUGUAUGGCCAGAUCAGCACCUGACCAUUGAGUCUGUGUUUUUUGGGAGGCCUCUGUCAAGUGCAAGAGGAAAGAGACAUGGCCAACAACUCUUUUCGUGGGUCCAAAAAUGGCCCACGUGGCGAGUCCAACCACGAAGCCGAGUUCGGCUGCACACUGCAGGAGCUGUGCUCCCUCAUGAACCUGAGAGGAGAACACUGUUUAAACACCAUCAAGAGUAGUUACGGAGACGUUAAUGGACUGUGUUCCAGACUGAGGACGUUGCCUAUUGAAGGUUUAGAUGGAAACUCUGAGGACAUCGAAAGGAGAAAACAGGUGUUUGGAGCAAACAUCAUCGCUCCUAAAAAACCCAAAACCUUUCUGCAGCUAGUGGGGGAAGCCCUGCAAGAUGUUACUCUCAUCAUCCUGGAGGUGGCCGCCAUCAUUUCACUCGGCCUUUCUUUCUACAGUCCUCCUGAUGUUGAAAAACGGAACUGCGGCAGGGCGGCGGUCAGCGUGGAGGACGACGGCGAGGCGGAGGCCGGGUGGAUCGAGGGGGCUGCCAUCCUGCUGUCGGUGGCCUGCGUGGUCCUGGUGACGGCCUUCAACGACUGGAGCAAAGAGAAGCAGUUCCGCGGCCUUCAGAGCCGCAUCGAGCAGGAGCAGAAGUUUACCGUUGUCCGAGGGGGUCAGAUGGUCCAGAUCAAAGUGUCGGAGAUUGUGGUCGGCGACAUCGCACAAGUGAAGUACGGUGACCUACUACCUACGGACGGAAUCCUCAUUCAAAGCAACGACCUGAAGAUUGAUGAGAGCCCGAUGACCGGAGAGUCGGAUCACGUCAAGAAGACUGUCGACAAGGACGUCUUGUUGCUUUCAGGGACCCAUGUGAUGGAGGGCUCUGGCAAGAUGUUGGUCACCGCCGUAGGUGAGAACUCUCAGUCUGGAAUCAUCUUCAAGCUGCUUCUCUCUGGUGAGGAGAGUGAAAGUGAAGCUGAAGAGAAGGCAAAGAAAGCCAAGAAAAAGGAUCAAAAGAAGCACAAGAAAGCAGACGAUGCUGAGGACGGAGACGCAGAGGUGCAGCCGUUCAAUCGGGGCGGAGAAGCAGUGAAGAAGAACCCACCAAAGAAGGAGAAGUCGGUCCUCCAGGGGAAGCUGACUAAAAUGGCUGUGCUGAUCGGCAAAGCGGGUCUGUGCAUGUCGUCAUUGACCGUCAUCAUCCUCAUCAGUCGCUUCCUGGUCGAUACCUUCUUGAUCCAGAGGAUCCCCUGGACCAAUGAGUGUCUUUCCAUCUACGGGCAGUUCAUGGUGAAGUUCUUCAUCAUCGGUGUGACGGUGCUGGUGGUGGCCGUGCCUGAAGGUCUCCCUCUAGCCGUCACCAUCUCCCUGGCCUAUUCGGUCAAGAAAAUGAUGAAGGACAACAACUUGGUCCGCCACCUGGACGCCUGUGAGACGAUGGGCAACGCCACGGCCAUCUGCUCCGACAAGACGGGCACGCUCACUAUGAACCGCAUGACCGUGGUGCAGGCCCACAUCUCAGGACGCCUCUACCGAAACGUGGCGGAGCUCAGCAAGAUCUCUGGCCCGAGCAUGGAUCUGCUCAUCCAAGGCAUCGGGGUCAACUGCGCCUACACCACCAAGAUUAUGCCUGCAGAGAAGGAGGGCGGGCUGCCGCGCCAGGUGGGAAACAAGACUGAAUGUGCCUUACUGGGAUUAUCCCUCGAACUGCACCGAGACUACCAGGCCGUCCGCAACGAGUUCCCAGAGGAGAAACUGUUCAAGGUCUACACCUUUAACUCCUCAAGGAAGUCCAUGAGCACUGUGCUAAAGAACCACGAUGGCAGCUACCGAAUGUACAGCAAGGGCGCCUCUGAGAUCCUGCUCAGGAAGUGCUGUAAAACAAUGUCGGCCGACGGCAAGGCCAAAACCUUCAAGUCUCGGGACCGAGACGACCUGAUAAGGAACGUGAUUGAGCCGAUGGCGUCGGAGGGCCUCAGGACCAUCUGCCUCGCCUUCAGAGACUUCCCUGCUGCUGACGUAGAGCCUGACUGGGAAGACGAGGCCCACAUCCUCACCGGCCUUACCUACAUCGCCGUUGUUGGCAUCGAGGACCCCGUGCGACCUGAAGUACCUAACGCCAUCAAAAAGUGUCAGCGGGCCGGCAUCACUGUCCGCAUGGUGACUGGAGACAAUAUCGAUACUGCCCGGGCCAUCGCCUCCAAAUGUGGCAUCCUGCAACGUGGAGAGGACUACAUCUGCAUGGAAGGCAUGGAGUUCAACCAGCGGAUCCGCGACAAGCAUGGACAGAUUCAGCAAGAGCUUAUUGAUGCGAUAUGGCCGAGGCUGAGAGUCCUUGCCAGAUCGUCCCCAACCGACAAACACACUCUGGUCAAAGGUAUCAUUGACAGCACUGCGCUGGAGAAGAGGCAGGUUGUCGCGGUAACUGGAGACGGAACAAACGACGGCCCCGCCCUCAAGAAGGCGGACGUUGGCUUUGCCAUGGGGAUUGCGGGGACGGAUGUAGCGAAGGAGGCGUCGGACAUCAUACUGACAGACGACAACUUCAGCAGCAUCGUGAAGGCCGUGAUGUGGGGCAGGAACGUCUACGACAGCAUCUCCAAGUUCCUGCAGUUCCAGCUCACCGUCAACGUGGUCGCCGUCAUUGUGGCCUUCACCGGUGCUUGCAUCACUCAGGACUCUCCUCUCAAAGCUGUGCAGAUGUUGUGGGUGAACCUCAUCAUGGACACCUUCGCUUCUCUGGCUCUGGCCACCGAGCCGCCCACCGAGGCGCUGCUGCUCAGGAGCCCCUACGGGCGCGAACAGCCGCUCAUUUCCCGCACAAUGAUGAAGAACAUCCUGGGACACGCCGUCUACCAGCUGACUGUCAUCUUCACCCUGCUCUUUGUAGGUGAGACGUUAUUUGAAAUCGACAGUGGCAGGAACGCCCCCCUCCACGCCCCGCCCUCCGAACACUACACCAUUGUGUUCAACACGUUUGUCCUGAUGCAGAUCUUUAACGAGAUCAAUGCCCGCAAAAUCCACGGCGAGAGGAACGUGUUUGAGGGGAUCUUCAACAACCUCAUCUUCUGCUCCAUCCUCCUAGGAACCUUCAUCAUACAGAUCGUCAUCGUGCAGUUUGGAGGCAAAGCGCUCAGCUGUGUCCCCCUGAACACCGAGCAGUGGCUGUGGUGCAUCUUCUUUGGUUUCGGCAGCCUCCUGUGGGGACAGCUGGUGUCCAGUGUCCCCACUCGCUGGCUGAAGUUCCUGACGACGGCAGGUCACGGCAGGAAGCAGGAGGAGAUCCCCCAGGAGGAGCUGGAAGAGAUGAAGGACGCCAACGAGAUCGACCACGGCGAGAUGGAGCUGAAGAAGAGCCAGGUGCUCUGGUGCCGCGGCCUCAACCGCAUCACCACGCAGAUCCGAGUGGUGAACGCCUUCAGGGACAGCGUGUCCCCCUACGAAGGCCUGGAGACGCCCGAGUCCCGCAGCUCCAUCCACAGCUUCAUGACCCACCCCGAGUUCCGCAUCGACGACUCGGCGCAUCAGAUCCCGCUGAUCGACGAGGUGGAGUGCGAGGACGACGCUCCCACCAAGCCGAACUCUGUGGCCCCCCCGCCGAGCGAGCUCGCCGCCCCUCCCCCCGCUCACAACAACAGCGCCUUGGACCACGUCCUCCCGCUGCCGGGUCAGACCCUCUCCGGCUCAGCGGGGCUGCCGCCUUGUCCGGGGAGCCCUCUGCACAGCCUGGAGACCUCGCUGUGAGGCCCCCUGACCCCCCCCCCUCCUGUUAACGAAGGUCUGUUGGUUCUGUUUGUUACCGCCGGACUUCUGCUUCUUCGGGGGAGAGUGAGAGAAAAGGUGUGCUACCUUUCUGUCGUCAGGAGAUCACCUGCUGGUUUCUAGAGUCCAGGAAGCAGAGACGCCUGCAGGUGUGUUUGUGGUCCGUGGUCACACUGACCGAUGGCCCUUCUGUAUUUGAAUAGUCAUGCACUCUACAGUCGUUGUUUAGGAGAAGAGUGAUCGUGAGGUGAUCGGUAACCAGGUCCUGAUCUGUAAAUAUCAAUGUUGGUGUUUAAAUGUAGUCGCAGCUUCUUUUGUUCAGGUUAGAUUUGUGUUGGGUUUAACUUUAUGGAUCUGCAAAUGAAAUGUUUAAAGUCAGCUGUAAUUGGGG